AUGAGAAUAUACGAGUUCUCAGGGGGCCGGCGGGGUUACCCUUUCAUGGAGCCAGCCAAGUCAACCACGACAGCCCAGGAGACAGCCAUAAAGAACUCCAACCCAAACCAACAGGCCAUGAAACGCACAGAAUGCACCCCAAGUUCCACAGUGGUCCCCGAGACGGCGUCUCUAUGCGCCACGAUUGGACUUGACAGCUCUGGUGGCACCGGGACUGUCGCCAAAGCCGGCUUCAGGCCCUGA
Messenger RNA from Knipowitschia caucasica, 243 nucleotides. The record is from the annotation of a GenBank genome assembly. NCBI's taxonomy places the organism in Eukaryota, Metazoa, Chordata, Actinopteri, Gobiiformes, Gobiidae.